Messenger RNA from Vombatus ursinus (common wombat), 5263 nucleotides. RefSeq names its product BRCA1 interacting protein C-terminal helicase 1 (gene BRIP1). Bases 74 to 3781 code for a protein of 1235 amino acids. Gene Ontology annotation, biological process: double-strand break repair involved in meiotic recombination; nucleotide-excision repair. Gene Ontology annotation, cellular component: nucleus. NCBI's taxonomy places the organism in Eukaryota, Metazoa, Chordata, Mammalia, Diprotodontia, Vombatidae. The transcript has 20 exons. The record is from RefSeq and is a predicted model, not a curated record. Gene Ontology annotation, molecular function: ATP binding; DNA helicase activity; DNA binding.
GCUGCGGAGCGGCAACCGCGGAGUGCUGGCGGAGCGGAGGAAGGAAUCUGAAACAAGCAAAAAAAAAAUCACAAUGUCUUCAACACUAUCUGAAUAUGUUAUUGGUGGAGUGAAGAUUCACUUCCCUUGUAAAGCUUACCCAUCACAGCUUGCUAUGAUGAAUUCUAUUGUUAGAGGAUUAAACAGUAAGCAACACUGUUUGUUGGAGAGCCCCACAGGAAGUGGGAAAAGCUUAGCCUUACUUUGCUCUGCCUUGGCAUGGCAGCAGUCUCUCAGUGAAAAGCCAGGAGAGGAGAACUUGAAUAAAAAGACUGAAGUGCCCUUACCAUGUUGUUGUACAUGCCAUUUGCACAAUUCCACUAAUGAUUUCAGUAUUAAUGUGAACCAGGGAGCUUCAUGUUCUUUCACCAGUCCAAUUGUGACAUCUUCCAUGAAAAAUGAAGUCUCAACUUGCCAAGAACACUCUACUCCAAAAAUCACACUAGCUGCAAAAUUAUCUGCCAAGAAACAGGCAUCUUUGCUUAGCGAUGAAAAGGAUGAUUUUCAAGUAGACAAGAAAAGGAUUCGUCCCUUAGAAACCAAGCAGCAGGUUAGAAAGCGUCAUUGCUUUGCAAAGGAUAUACAGGAUUUAGAUGUGAAAAUUGCACCAGAAAGGAUUGUGAAGCCAAACUCUCCACUGGGAAAAAAGAUAACGUCUUCUCCACAAAAGCUUCCUGGUCCUUGUACUCGGUGUUCCUGUUCCAUUAAAAGUGAAAAAAGUCAAGAUGACGAUAAUAUAACAAAGAAAGAACAUGGGGGAAAAUGCAAGACACCUAAAAUAUUUUUUGGGACUCGUACACAUAAACAGAUAGCUCAGAUUACUAGAGAACUGCGAAGGACAGCAUACUCUGGGGUCCGAAUGACUAUUCUUUCUAGCAGGGAUCAUACUUGUGUUCAUCCUGAAGUAAUCGGUAAUUUCAACAGGAAUGAAAAAUGUAUGGAGUUGAUGGAUGGAAAAAAUGGUAGAUCCUGUUAUUUCAAUCAUGGUGUCCAUAAGAUUAGUGAGCAAUGUGCUCUACAGACUUUCCCAGGAAUGGGCAGGGCCUGGGAUAUAGAAGAUCUUGUAAGCCUGGGGAAAAGGUUAAAGGCAUGUCCAUAUUAUGCAGCUCGAGAACUGAUGCUUGAUGCUGACAUUGUGUUCUGUCCCUACAACUACCUCCUGGAUUCACAGAUAAGGGAAAGUAUGGAUAUCAAUUUGAAAGAGCAGAUCAUCAUUUUAGAUGAAGCCCAUAAUAUUGAGGACUGUGCACGUGAGUCAGCCAGUUACAGUCUUACAGAAAUCCAACUUAGGUUUGCUCGAGAUGAACUAGAUGUCAUGGUCAGCAACAAUAUAAGGAAGAAAAACCAUGAACCCCUGCGAGCUGUGUGCUAUAGCCUCAUAAAUUGGUUACAGGAAAACGCUAAACAUCUUGAAGAAAGAGAUUAUGAAUCAUCCUGUAAAGUCUGGAGUGGAAAUGAAAUGAUCUCUCACUUCUAUAAAAUGGGCAUAACUGUUGCUACCUUUCCAAUAUUACAGGGACAUUUUACUGCUGUCCUUCAAAAAGAAGAAAAAAUUACGACACUUAAUGGUAAAGAGCAAAUCAGAGAAAUACCUAUUGUUAGUUCCUCGACUCAGAUUAUGCUCAAAGGACUGUUUAUGGUACUGGACUAUCUUUUUAGGCAGAAGAGCAGGUUUGCAGAUGAUUACAAAGUCGCUUUACAGCAAACUUACUCUUGGACAAGCCAGAUUGAUAUUCCAGACAAAAAUGGUUUCUUUGCUUUACCUAAAAAUAAGAAACGUUCUAGACAAAAAAUGGCAGUAAAUGUGCUAAACUUUUGGUGCUUGAAUCCAGCUGUGGCCUUUUCAGAUAUUAGUAGUAACGUACGGACGAUUGUUCUGUCAUCUGGUACUCUGUCACCAAUGAAAUCUUUUUCAUCUGAACUUGGUGUGACAUUUUCUAUCCAACUAGAGGCUAAUCAUGUCAUUCAGAACUCACAGGUUUGGGUUGGCACUAUUGGGUCAGGCCCCAAGGGUCGGAAUCUCUGUGCCACCUUCCAGCACACAGAGACCUUUGCAUUCCAGGAUGAAGUUGGAGCACUUCUCUUGUCUGUGUGCCAAACAGUGAGCCAAGGGAUUUUGUGCUUCUUGCCAUCUUACAAGUUAUUGGACAAAUUAAAAGAACGAUGGAUACACACUGGUUUAUGGCAUAACCUUGAGCUAGUGAAGACAGUCAUCACGGAACCACAAGGGGGAGAGAAAGCUGCAUUUGAUGAAAUGUUACAAGUGUACUACGAUGCGAUCAAGUGUAAAGGAGACCGAGAUGGUGCCCUCCUUGUGGCAGUUUGCCGAGGUAAAGUGAGUGAAGGUUUGGAUUUCUCAGAUGAAAAUGCCCGUGCUGUCAUAACAAUAGGGAUCCCAUUUCCAAAUAUGAAAAAUCUUCAGGUUGAAUUAAAGAGAAAAUACAAUGACCAACAUUCAAAACUAAGAGGUCUUUUACCUGGCCACCAGUGGUAUGAAAUUCAAGCUUAUAGGGCCCUGAACCAGGCACUCGGCAGGUGUAUUCGGCAUAAAAAUGAUUGGGGAGCUCUUAUUUUAGUUGAUGACCGCUUCAGGAGCAACCCAGAUCGAUAUAUAUCUGGACUUUGCAAAUGGGUUCGGCAACAGAUUAAGCACCAUGCAACUUUUGAGAGUGCAUUGGAGUCCUUGGCUGCAUUUUCUAAAAAGCAUCAAAAAGUCAUUGAUGUGUCAUCCCCAAGUAGUAACAAGUCUGCACAAGAAGUGGCCUGUUCAAAGGAUGAGUCCUCAACAUCUUUAUUAGAAUCAACAAUUCACCUAUCACCAAAUGUUCUUGAAGAAGAUGAAAGGAAACCUUUUGUCCAGGAAUUUCAGGCUUCUGCAGUGAUGGCUAUGGAGCUCAAAAUACACAGUCACCCAAGUAACAUCCUCACAGCCCGGAAUACAAAUGAUUCAUUGUUGUUGGAAUAUUCUCCACAGAAAAUAAAGAGGGAAAAUUUUUUAAUAUCAAGAUCCACAAGUCCAAUCUUCAGUAAACAAAUAGAAAGCAAUAGCUGUCCCAAAUCUGACUCUGUGAAGAGAGAUUUUACCCCUAAGUCACUGACUUCCGUACUUGUGCACACAUUUUCAGAGAACCAUGACAUCAAUAUUGUCCCUUCCAGAAAGGAGAAGAGGGAAAGUACAGUCGGUCUGUCUCUCACCAAUAGAGGCCAGUCUUCGUCCCUGUCAGGAAACAUACCAUUUGGCCCAGGCCCACAGUCAGAAACCAUUUCUUCAUCAAUUAAAAGGACCAAUGCUGUUAGUAAAAAAGAUCCUGCUGAACAGCUUCUGUACCCUGAAGAAGCCCUGGAUCGAGACAUUGAUCUUAGUCCUGUAUGUGGAGAAGCUGAAUUUUCCAAUGUGAAUGUAGAUAUUGAAACAACAGAAGAAGAUGAAUCUGUCUAUUUCACACCGGAACUUUAUGAUGCUAUAGAAUCAGAUGUAGAAGAAAAUGAAGAGCUACUUGAAACUGGUGGAAUAAAUCAGAAGACUGAAAAUUCAGAUUACAUUAUAGCAAAAAAUCUUUUGGAAAUUGGAUGUGCCAAAGGAAUGGGUUCAGAUCACACAGACAUGAGGUUGAAUAGAAUCAUGCAAAAUGAAGAACAUGAAGUUGACAACAUUAGUAAUAAUGUAAAGGCAGCUAAUAUACAUGAACAUGAGCUGGAAAGAACUCAGGAAAUGGAUACCAUAGGUAACAUCAGCACAUGACCACCAUGCUGUUUAAGGUUUCUGGACCAAACUUCAGUUUAAAUGAUUGCUCUACCUCUGAUAAAUGAUAUAGAUGCUUCCAAAAAACAGCAGGCAGCCUCAUUUUCAAGCUAAGUUUUUAAUCACUGUUUAAAAUGGCACCUGAUUUUAUAAACUCUUAUUUUCUAGUUGAAAGGGCAUAUUAUGCUAUUUUCCAGUUUGUUUUUUGAGGUGAUACACACAAAAAUAGUUUCUUCUAGAAAAUCUUUCUUGUCAAAACAGAUUCCACAUUUAACAUGGUAAAGAAUAUGUGGGUUUUCUUAGCCUGCCUCCAAUUUUACUUUAGCACUGAAAUCUUGUAAUCCCCUCCUUCUCUUAUUUCAUAUUUACAUACAAAGUUCAGAGAUUACCUCUUUUGGGGAUGUCAGUCCUGAUUCACUUGUUAAUUUUACCACACACCACGUAAUAGUCCUCUGGUAUGCCCUUAAUCAGCUUCUCUCUUUAAAGUUCAUAUCAGAUUCUUUUGCCAGCUUGUGAUAAAUUUAAAAUAGCAGUUAAGGUAAUGCAUGUAUUUUUAAUUAAAACUUAUUUUACCCUCUUUGCAUGAUAAGCUGAAACCAGUAGAAUUUGUAAACAAACUUUUAUAGUGUCACAUCAAGCUUCAAACGACCAACCCUGACAUGUUCAGGCAGGCUGAAAAAUGAGCCGAAAGAUAAGAGUACAAUUAAAAUGUGCCCCCUUGUGGCCACAUCAACGUCGAGCCUGUUAUUUAUUGCUGCCCUCAUUUCCAGUAGUCCAAAAAUAUAGUCCAAAAACGUCUGUGAAUGAACAUUUAUUCCUCAUCAAAAACAGUUAUUGAAAAAUAUGCUUUGCUGUAUCAUCACUUUGAAAACAUACUGACUUUUUUAUAGGAAGUAUUCUUUCAUUGGAUAGAUAGUUAUCAUAGAAUUUAGAUUGUAUCAGGACCCUAAAGAACAUCUGGUCUAGACCCUCUCAUUUUAAAGAUAAGGAACUGAGGACUAGCGACCUUAAGUGAUCAACCCAAGACCACACAAGUUUUAAGUACCAGAGCUGGGAUUCAGACCCAGUUCUUUUGGCUCCAAAUCCACUGUUGUUUUUCCCACCAUACUAUAUCAUGUCACUCUUCCUCUCAUCGUUGAAAUUGAAAGUGCCUUUCAGAUUAUGUUUGUGUUUUCUGAUAUCUUACAGAGCAAGAAACCAGUAGAUUUCUUAUCAAGAAAUGGGAAGUUAUACAUAACAACUUUAAACACAGUUCAAAGAGAUUUAGUUUUAUUGUUCACCAGUUAAAGGUUUUGGAUUCCCAAAAUAAUUCCUCUUGAUACCUUGUCUUUUCCUUUUAUUUACCAUUGGUAAUUGACUGUAAACAAUAGAUUGAAAGUAAUUUUUGUAAUCAUAGGAUCAUGAUUUUUAGAUCUGGAAGGAUCCUCAGACCUAAUCUAAUCCCAUCAUUUUACAGUUGAGGACCCUGAGAUACAGAGAAGU